CCUUUGUCACGUCAAUGAACGGCAUCGUUCCAUCCAAGUGUUGUGUUAUGAAGGUCAAAUACCGAUGGCGAUGGAGAGGUAGAGAGUCGCUACCAAUACGAAGAAGAUAGAGAGAGAGAGAUCAUCAGUAUCAGCAAAGCACUUAACAAUGAGUGAAAGUCCGAAGCUCUACGCCAACAAACCUAAGAAAGCGCAGCUGAAACAAUCACCACCACCACAGUCGUCUUCGUCAAUGGCAACUCAGCCUCCGUCGAAGCCUCCUCCGCCUCCUCAACCCCCGAAGGAAUCAUUCGCUCGCCGUUACAAGUUCGUUUGGCCUCUUCUCCUCGCUGUCAAUAUCGCCGUCGGAGCUUAUCUGUUCAUGAGGACAAAAAAGAAGGAUGCAGGCGUUGAGGAAGGAGAAGUCCCAAAUGUUCCUCCCACUCCAGGUCCAACAACUGCUGCUGCAGUUGUUCCAAUUGGUGAAAAAACAUCAUUCCCUACACCCAUCAUAGAAUCUGUGAUGUUACGUGACCCAAUACCAGAGAAUCAGCAGCGUGAACUUUUCAAGUGGUUAUUGGAAGAGAAGAGGAAGGUGAAGCCAAAAGAUUCUGAAGAGAAGAAGCGUAUUGAUGAAGAGAAAGCCAUCAUUAAGCAGUUUAUUCGAGCAAAAUCGAUUCCAAGUUUGUAAUUCCUAAACAUUUCUAGUUUCACAGCAAUAGGAGAUUCUAUAAUUGGAAUUCUUUCCCUGUGUUCACUCUUUCUUUUGGGUUAUGGUUGUUUGGGAUUUGCUUCCUUUGAAUAUCAAUACAUGUGAUGGAAAAAACUGGUUGAGUUUUCUUUUGUUUA
Camellia sinensis is the source of this 828-nucleotide messenger RNA. RefSeq names its product WAS/WASL-interacting family protein. NCBI's taxonomy places the organism in Eukaryota, Viridiplantae, Streptophyta, Magnoliopsida, Ericales, Theaceae. The record is from RefSeq and is a predicted model, not a curated record.